Messenger RNA from Musa acuminata subsp. malaccensis (wild Malaysian banana), 1734 nucleotides. RefSeq lists its product as uncharacterized. The record is from RefSeq and is a predicted model, not a curated record. Lineage: Eukaryota; Viridiplantae; Streptophyta; Magnoliopsida; Zingiberales; Musaceae.
CUUUCUCUCUCUCUCUCUCUCUCGCCUUCACCCUCCUCCUUCGUUGUCGCAGGAUAUCUACGUACCUUUGCCGCAUCCAUUUGGAUCCGGGGAGCUUCGGAGAAUUCGAUCCGUUCUCAAAUUUCUCGUUCCCUCGAUCGAGAAAUUCGAGAUUUUGAAGGACGAAUUUGACUCUGGUUUGGUGCUUUGGAACCAAAAGCGGGAUUUCUAGGUCGAUUCCUCGAAUUGGACGAGGAAACGAGGGUUUCGUGGAGGGAUCAGGCGUCGUUCGCCAUGCUACUGGCUCGGGAGUUUGGGGUUAGGCGGGUCGGGGAGGCGCCUUCGCCGCCGGUGGCCACGCGUCGACGGUCGGCCAGGCUGGGGCCCUGGGUGUUGGAUCCGCGGCCCGCCUCUGGGUCCCCCCGGGGGCGGAAUGGCGGCGGGGAGGGCGACUUCCGUAUCUGCUCUGCCGCCAAGGAUUUCAUGGGUCAGAUUGGUGGGUUCAGCCACGAGAGCGAGCACGACUUGGCGUUGAUGGUGACCGAUUUCCUGGAGAACGGGAGCGGUAGCGCCGAGUCACGGUACAGCAGCGAUAGCGAUUCCGGGUUCUCGGAUCUUGCUCACCUUGCCGAAAAUGUAAUGUUUGUUAAACGUGGUAUGACACAGUCUGAGAGCGGUUUGCAAUCCGUUGUCCAUUCCCUUCUCUUUUCUAUUAAUGAGGUAGACCUCUAUCUCGUGAAGGAGGAGCAAUGCAAUGCCAGUUGUAUAAGGCAGAGUUUGGUUAAGCUCCUGAAACUCUCUGGUUAUGAUGCUGCUAUAUGCUCAUCUAGAUGGCAGGGUUUUGACAAAGUUCCUGGAGGAGAUCAUGAAUAUAUCGAUGUGGUUCUCGGUGAAGCCGAGGGUUCUGAACGUUUGAUCAUCGACAUCGACUUCCGCAGCCACUUUGAGAUUGCAAGAGCAGUUGAUUCUUAUGAUGCUGUUCUGAGUUCUCUACCGGUAGUCUAUGUUGGCUCCUUGUCUAGACUUAAACAGUUCUUGCAGGUCAUGGUCGACGCUGCCAAAUUUUCUCUCAAGCAGAACUCAAUGCCUCUGCCUCCAUGGAGAUCGCUGGCUUAUUUACAAGCAAAGUGGUACUCCAAGUAUGAGAGGGAACACAAUGUACACACAAGGAACAAGCACAUUGUUGGUUCUGAUCAUAGACAGUGUAUCGGCCAUCUGCAGCGGCUGAAAGCCUCCCUUAAGUUGGAAAUCGAAUCAGAACGGUUGCUGAAGCCUAUAACCAACGACAAGAAACGGAUGGCAAAAUCAGACAGACAGAGGCUCUCCCUGCUCGGUUGCUGAUUCAGGUGUAUAUGAAUACGUAUUGGUGCAAAGAGUUUCAAUUCUUUGGAUACAAGAAAUAGCAUAGAGAACAACAUCUGACACUUUUUUUCCAGCAAACAUUUUGUUCGGGGCACCGAAUAAGUUGGAAUUGUGGUUUCACAAACCGGCAACUAGGCACAUAAAAUUCAAGUUCAAUGUUCUACAUUCACAAGAAGCCAGCAAAAGCUCAGAGGCUCUUGUUUUCAACCAGCUGACUCACCUUUCCUAUUACGGUUGUACUUUUCAGAUUCUUUUCUGCGCAGUUCAUUUCUUUGGUCCUGCAAAAAUUUUGUUUGAGGUGUGUGGUGGAAAAAUUUUCUCCAUCGCUUGUGUCCUUCAUAGAUUCUUGUCAUCAAAAUUAUACAACGAUAUAUUGAUCUCAUUUACUUGGAA